This is a messenger RNA of Solenopsis invicta (red fire ant), 3934 nucleotides long. RefSeq names its product acidic leucine-rich nuclear phosphoprotein 32 family member A (gene Mapmodulin). The transcript has 8 exons. Gene Ontology annotation, cellular component: nucleus. Bases 506 to 1261 code for a protein of 251 amino acids. The record is from RefSeq and is a predicted model, not a curated record. Gene Ontology annotation, molecular function: histone binding. Lineage: Eukaryota; Metazoa; Arthropoda; Insecta; Hymenoptera; Formicidae.
GCCACACAAGUCCGGCGAGUCGGCGAGCGUAGAGACACGUAGAGACGCGGCGCGCGUAAGGGCUCUCUGCUGCAGACCGGAAUCGAACCGCGGGUGUUGAAGGUGGUUUCUUCUCUGGCUCCUGUCUUGUUUUCCGAAGCACGCCACGGGGAAACGCGUGACGCACACGCACGUCAAGCGGCAGCACGCAGCGCACUGCAGCAACGUCGGGGUGGCAUUUGCCGUCCGCGUACUGCCCGGUGACCGACCGUGUUGAUUCGGCUGUGUCCGUCCGUCAUAUUAUAUCCCCGGCCCCGAGAGAGUGAGAGAGAGAGCAAGGUUGCUUGCACGUAGUUGGUGUUGCGACGCAGCGCGGAGAGGAGGAGACGGCAGCGGCAGCGGCGUUGGAGGAGGAGGAGGAGGAGGAGGAGGUGGAGGAGGAAGAAGAAGAGACGGACGGCGGACGAUACGUGCGGAGCGGAGCAAGAACGAGGAGCGGAUCGGGGACCGACUGUGUGUACCGGCCAUGGAGAAGCGGAUAGAGCUCGAGAAGCGGGGAAAGAAGCCCGGCGACAUCAAAGAACUUGUUCUUGAUAAUUGCCGGAGUACGCAAAUUGUGGGUCUGACAAAUGAAUUCAGCGCCCUGGAAUCAUUAAGUCUUAUCAACGUGGGUCUUACCAGUCUAAAAGGCUUCCCAAAGUUGUCCAGUCUUAAAAAGUUGGAGUUGAGCGACAAUCGGAUUUCGGGCGGUUUAAAUCUGCUCGAUUCAAGCCCCAAAUUGACUCAUCUGAAUCUGAGCGGAAAUAAGAUCAAAGAUCUCGAUACGCUACAACCGUUGAAAGAGUUUAAGAACCUGAAGAGUCUUGAUCUGUUCAACAAUGAAGUGACAAACAUGGAUAACUAUAGGGAGAAGGUCUUCAAUCUUAUUCCCAGUCUACGAUAUCUUGACGGAUAUGACGCCGAUGAUUGCGAAGUCGACAGCGAAGGGGAGGAUGAUGAAGUUAACGGAAACGAAGAUGGAGAAGGAGGUGGCAAUGAAGAGGACAGUGAAGAAGUUUCAGAUGAAGAAGAUGAGGAUUUCCUAGAUGACGAUCCAGGACUAGACAUUUUCAACAAGGACAAGCUUGUGGAGAGUGAUGAAGAAGAUUAUAUGGGAGAAGAAGAAGAGGAGGAGGAUGAUGAUGAUAAUGAAGAUGAUGAGCAGGAAGAAGAAGAAGAAGAGUCUCCUGUUCGAGGAAAGAAAAGAAAAAUUGAUGAUGUGGGGGAGAACUUGAACGCUUAAGAUGGAAGGGGCUGUCUCUGAUACUGUUGAAUGAGAGAGUGUAAAAUUCGUAUAAAUAAUAACAAUAAUUGCGACACCGAGUGAACAGCUGGGAAUCAAACUAAUCGACCGACCAAUGACAGACUACAGUUAGUGAUAUGAAUUUAUCAGUAAAUCAUUGACUGCGAGAAAAUCGUCUGUGUAACAACAAAAGAUUUAUCGUACGAUAGAAGCGGAACGUGAAAUGCAUGGAAGAAAACUGGGAAGGAAACAGAUAUUGAUGGCAUAAAAAUAGGACUGCAUUCCAGCUGGACACAGCACAGUUUUAGUUAUACUAACGAUAUUUUAUAUAGAGUAUAUAGAGUUAGAGUAUUAGUGGUGUUGCAUAAAGUGGAAGAAAGAUCGAGGAGAGAAAGAGAAAUAAAAAGCGAGAGUGAGAGUGCGCGAAAGGGAUGAAAGAGGGAUAGAUUACGGGGAUGUAGCGAAGUUUUACACUUGAAGGAGCAUCUUGUCUGUUAGCUCCAGUCGGCCAAAGGCUGGUCACGCUGGAAUGCGGUCAUCGUUAAUCAGUAAUAAGGUUACAUAAGUUACAUUUUAAAUACAUUAUUAUUGUACCGUGAAUAAGUAUAGAGUAAACAAGGAACAACUUUUGUACAGGUUUACACCAUACAUCGAGGUGCAUUAUAUGCCUCUGUGAUUUUUGGGACAGAAAAUAAAGAGAGAGAAAUAUAUGUUACUCGUAUAUUCGAUGAGGGUGGGAUGGAGAUUAUAGGAGAAAUAAAACAAAAAAAUAGGACGGUCACUAUGAUGCUAGCGAAUUGUGCGCGUUCUCCGCGAGAACGUUCUACAUUACGGAGAUGUUUGAUAUCAACAAGAGACGGAUAGCGAAUAGAAAAUAUCGUAAUAUUUAUAUUAUUGUUUUCAAUCGCGUGAUUCCGACAACAGAAGAGAGACGAGAGGGAGUUAGAUCGUUUAUAUCUAAUCUAAAUAUACGUGGAACACACGAAAUUCUCCGGUACAUCUCGAUCGACGUGUCGAGCAUUGCACGUGUAAACGCGGACCCAGUGUUAUCCUAACUUUUUUCUAAUAAGUUUUAAGUUCCAGAUAUUCUAUAUACAACGGCGAUUAGCCGCCCGGCGCAUGGCUGUUAGGAUUAUUGUUAUUUACUCUCGGGCAUUGCGUAAAUGUUGUGCUCUGUUAUAACGUAAAAGAAUUUGAUUAUUACGAUUUACGAUAUUCUCCCACUUUUGAAGAUAAUUGUACAGUUGUAUACUUUUUUUUUCCUUUUUUUUUUUAUAUGUAUAUGUAUAUAAGGCAUCACAGAUUUAUCGUAUUUUCUUUUAUCUAUAUGUAUAUUGUUCAAAUAUGAGGUUAAUAUUCUUUAAUAGAACAAAAUAAACGAGACAGUAAAUAUCAAGAAGUACUUUUGUUUUAAUGGAAGUUUAAUAUUAUUCAAUUCUUUAAAUAUUUGAUAUUGAAAAUUAAACAAUUGACGAAUGAGUUUCCAUUAAAAUGAAAAAAAUGAAAUAUUUAAUAUUUUAAACUAAAGGAAGAUACGAUAAUUCUAGGACAUCCUGUGUAUGCCAAAGUAUAAAGAAUAAAUUAUAUUGAUUGAUAAUGUGAUUAAUUUUUCUAUAUAACCGCAGUAGGCCUCAGUCUUUGGAACGAAUUACUAAGGAAAGAAAAGUCAACAUCGUGUGCGUCAAACAAUUUUAACCUUUAAUUUCUGUCUCUGAAGUUACCAUUGCGCUGAUACAUUUCGUGAUGAAUAAUGAAGUGCGAAGUUGAGAGGUAAUGUGAAGAUUUAUCAAUAUAUUAUGAUUAAUAUUAAAUUACGAGUAUGAUUUUAAGAAACAAAAUAUUUACACUUGCGCUUUCGCACUUUUGAAUUGUACUAAAGUCAGAAAGGCAAAAUUAGAUUUAGGGCAAGAACAAAAAAAUGUGAGAGACACAUUUAACGAGAUAGGCGCAAGAUAAAGGGACUUGCAGGAUGGAUCAGACGAUGUAGUUAAUGGUGAGACUGCGACGAGUAGACUGGGACAGGGACAACCAAUUAACUACGUAAUCGUGUGAGAAUGGAUGGGAGUUUAGUGACAAGUAAGAAUGCGGAGAGAAAGAGAGAAAGGAUCGGUUUUAUAAGAAAAAAAAGAAUAAAAAAAAUAAUUACGCGGUAGUAUCGAGAGGACCUGGCGCCUCCUUGUCGCCAGUUUGGUUAUGGCCUUAUCCAAUUUUUCCAAGACUAAAAGCAAAUUUAUAUUAGGUACAAUGAGUAUAUGUGAACAUGUACAGGUCCAAAUCUGUAAAUUUCCAAUCUGCAAUUUGUAAUUGCGGCUCGCGCGGAAGCGUUUAUUAAGCGUUAAAUUAUAAAUAUAAUUAAGAAUUUAAAUUAUAAAUAAUUGAAAACACAUUCCGCGCGCCCCGCGAGACACGUGUGUACUAAACACAUACACAUACACACAUAAGACACACGUAAACACACUUUUGUCAAUUGCGAUUUUGGAUAGACCAUUUAAGUAAGGGGAAAAAAUGAAAAUUUGUCUAUCACCUUCUAUUAUCAGAUAUAUUACAUCUGUGUAUUGUCUGUCCGUUCCGUUGUUAAAAUGGAUUUUUAUCAUAACGUUUGUUUAUUUCAAGCAAUCCUCAUCACACAAAAUAAGAAAAAAUAAUUUAUUAAUAAAACCAUUUACAAAUCAA